AUGAAUCCGUAUAUAAAAACUCUUUUUGUAAGUCCUUAUAAUAAACUGUGCCAGGAGUUACGAAAAAGUAGUCACGAUGCGGUAACUCUAAAUAUGUUACUUGGAAUUGGAAUCGAUGAUAAACACAUAAAAAUGAAAAACUUUAACAUUGAGCCAUAUGAUUGUAUCGUUUUUGAUGAGAUUUUAUUAUAUAAUCCCUAUCAACUGUAUUUAAUUAAAAUGUUCAUGAAAAAGAAUGCUGAAAAAAGAUAUUUAUGUACUGGUGAUGUUGAUCAAAGAAAGCCAUUUACUUUCGGUACAAACAAGAUCAAAGAUCAAAAUAAUUAUCAGUUGUGGUGCUUAAAUCAAAUGUUCCCACAUCAACUGACGUUAAGCGAAAAUAAACGUUUGAAUAAGAGCUCUGAUAAGAGAAAGCUAAUUGUGCUUAAGAGGGAUAUUUUUGAUCUUAAUAAGGACGUUAUUUCUACUUUUAAACGCCAUGGAAUCAAAGUUGUUAAGACCAUGAAAGAAGUAACAACGAUAAAAAAUAUUUGUUUGUUUAAUUUUAGGUGUGACCAGGUUAAUAAACACGUCGCUAAGAAUGUAGUCGAAAGAGCUGGAUUUUAUAGCGGUUUAGAACUUGUUUGUAAAAAGCACUAUAAGAAUAAAAAUGAUCGACUCUAUGUUAACUAUCAUUAUGUUUUAAAAUCGAUUGGAGAUAAGUAUUUUGUCGUGAACGAGCCAGUUGAGAGCAAAGAUAUUCGACUGGACGUUGAUAAAUUGAAAUAUUUCAAACUUCCGUAUGCUAAUACAUGCGAUUCAGUACAAGGUCUCACAAUAAAGGACAAAAUUACUAUAUUUGAUUGCAAUACGCCCUAUGUGGAUCGCUACUUUAUUUGGACAGCAUUAACACGAGGCACAGAUUUAAAAAAUGUUCAGAUAUAUGAACAUUCAGAAAAAGAAGUUAUGUCAUUAAACACAUCUUGGGUAAAACUUUACUUUAAGAAUAAGAUAGAGGGCUACAGAUCACAAGAUAGGGCAUCGGGUAGAAAAAAUAAUAAAGAUUACAUAGAUGUUGAUUGGAUUCAGUUACAACUCGAAAAAUGCACGUCAUGUCUUCUAUGUAAUACAUUAUUUGAAGCUACGAUUAAAAAGGAUAAGACAGUUAAUUCUAACAUUACAGUUGAUAGAAUUGAUAAUAAACUACCACAUGUUAAAAGUAAUUGUUGGUUAAUGUGUCGCGAUUGCAAUAUGAGGAAGCGUUAG
Molecule: messenger RNA, 1245 nt
Organism: Trichoplax adhaerens
Lineage: Eukaryota; Metazoa; Placozoa; Uniplacotomia; Trichoplacea; Trichoplacidae
Exons: 1
Coding region: 1-1245 (414 amino acids)
Source: RefSeq, a predicted model, not a curated record